Phodopus roborovskii (desert hamster) is the source of this 1405-nucleotide messenger RNA. Its product is annotated as C2 calcium-dependent domain-containing protein 4A. The record is from RefSeq and is a predicted model, not a curated record. Bases 213 to 1235 code for a protein of 340 amino acids. Lineage: Eukaryota; Metazoa; Chordata; Mammalia; Rodentia; Cricetidae. The transcript has 2 exons.
GGCGGGCUGUUCCUCGUCCCUUGGGAUUGGGCUCUUGGCAGCUGGGCGGGACUCCGGCUGUGGUAUAAAAGAGGAGCGCCACUGUCCCAGCUGCAGGUGGUGCCCCAGCUGUGGAAGGAAGACCAUCAGUUGUCCUCUUGUAAUCAGACCCAGCGAGACUGAAGAAGAAAAGGCACGCUUCUAUCUGCUCCGCGCAACCCCAGUGUAGAAGGAUGCGCCUCCUCGGUCGACUUCGCUCCUCCGCUCCUGAGCCCGCCUUCUCCAACGUGCUCACCCCGGGCCGCAUCCCAGAGUUCUGCAUACCCCCGCGGCUGCCUGUCCCCGGCGUUCCCGAGACGCCGCUCCCGGCUGCCACACUGCCUUGGCGCUGUGCGGCCGAACCCGACCUAUGGCCGCGCACAUCUACCGACCACGAUGAUAAUGACUUUGAACACGCGGGUCGUACCGACUGGGACCCGCGCUCACAGGCCGCGCUCUCGCUGCCGCACCUGCCCCGCGUGCGCACCGCCUAUGGCUUCUGCGCGCUGCUCGAGAGCCCGCACACGCGCCGAAAGGAGUCGCUCUUCCUCGGUCACCCAGGCGUCCCCCGGCCCGUACUUCGCCGCCGCGCGCACACCUACGCGGGCCCGCGCCGAGCCUCGGACUCUGCACUCGCUGCUCCGAUCGAUCUGGACUCUGCUCCGCCACCCGCCCCUGUGCCCCGCGUGCGCUGCCUGCUGCGCUCCCCUGAUGGGUUGCUGAGCCGAGCACUGCGGGCCCCUCGCGGUAGGGCCAGCGCGCGCCCCGCACCCAGUGGCGACAAGCACGAGUGCGCCACCUCCUGCGCGUCCCCAGCCCCUGCGAGCACACUCCCCGAGCUCCUGCAAGCAGAGGCCAGCGUGGCUCUGAGUCGCGGGGACUGCACGCUGCGCCUGGCCGCCGAGUACUGUCCGCGCAGUGCCAGUCUCCGUCUCCGCCUGCUGCGUGCAGAGGGCCCGGCCGCCACACUCGAACCCCGCGCCCUGGGCUGUCGCCUCAGUCUGGUGUUGCGGCACUCUGGUCAGCAGCAUGCCAGCGUUUUCCGUCGCAGCCGCAAGGCCACCCUGGACCAGGACUGCUGCUUCGACGGACUGUCGGAGGAGCAGCUGCGCCGUCUGUCCGUGCGCAUCAAGGCAGAGAGCAAGGGCCGCGGGCUGGAGCGUGGCCGGCCGCUGGGCCAGGGUGAGCUGCUGCUGGGUUCACUGCUGCUCCUCUGAGCCCGGAUUCCGUGGGCUGAUCAACAUUGAAGAUGCACACACUCUUGGCCCUCGGACUUCCAGAGCCUCUUGGACGCGACGCGGACAAUGGUUUGGCCCUGGGACACACAUAGCCUCUUGGCUCUGGUACACUUUCCCUUUUGUACAAAUAAAGUUAUUUAUUUUUUCUA